This is a messenger RNA of Pelobates fuscus (common spadefoot toad), 3511 nucleotides long. RefSeq names its product profilin 2 (gene PFN2). The record is from RefSeq and is a predicted model, not a curated record. Bases 246 to 668 code for a protein of 140 amino acids. Gene Ontology annotation, molecular function: actin binding. Lineage: Eukaryota; Metazoa; Chordata; Amphibia; Anura; Pelobatidae. Gene Ontology annotation, cellular component: cytoplasm. The transcript is spliced from 3 exons. Gene Ontology annotation, biological process: regulation of actin filament polymerization; positive regulation of actin filament bundle assembly; actin cytoskeleton organization.
GUCCUUCCGCUGCUGGCGGAGGGAUCUGCGGCGGCAUUGCAGGGGGAGGGGGAGUACGCCCGGGCGCUGCCCUAUUUCCUCGGCUUCUCCCGGCUGUCGGAGCUCAGAUUAUCUCCGGCCGUGACGGAGCCGCCAUCACCCGAGCGCCGCCUCACCCACAUCCCCACCCCGGGCUCCCGCAGCUCCGCGUUGUUGUUGUCGUGGUACCGUUAGCUCUCGGUCGCCCCCCCCUCCCCUCACUGAAGAUGUCCGGCUGGCAGGAUUACGUGGAUAUGCUGAUGGCCGAUGGCAGCUGCCAAGAGGCCGCCAUUGUCGGUUACGUGGACGCCAAAUACGUCUGGGCGACGACCCCCGGGGGCUUCUUCCAGACCCUGACGCCUGCAGAAAUAGACGUGCUGAUAGGAAAAGACAGAGAAGGAUUUUUUACCAAUGGCUUAACUGUGGGCGGAAAGAAAUGCUCUGUGAUCAGAGACAGCUUGUAUAUCGAUAAUGACUUCACAAUGGACAUCAGGACAAAGAGUCAAGGUGGCGAACCAACAUACAACAUUGCUGUAGGAAGAGCUGUAAGAGUCUUGGUCUUUGCAAUGGGAAAGGAAGGAGUCCAUGGAGGUGGUUUGAAUAAAAAGGCGUUCGCAAUGGCAAAAUACUUAAGAGAUAUGGGAUUUUAGUUGUUAAACUGACUUACAUUCUAGAGGGGGAGGGGUGGGACGGGACAACAACAACAAAAAAAAAGAAAAACCUAAAAAAAAAAUUGCUACUAAACUUUCCUGUCAGAACAAAAUAAAAAUGUAACUGGAAACUUUAUUAGCAAUACCCGGGGUGAUGGGGGAUGAAGCUGUGUCUCCUUUGUAUCCCUGUUUUGGUGGGGAAAGUUGUAGGUUUUUUGUUUAAUUUUUCUGUGUAUUCCAGCAAUGUUUUUUUUUUUUUUUUUUUGUCAUGGAAGAUGGUAUCCACAUAUGGAUGGCCCAACAAAAUGUUCUGUCCAAUAAGUAUACCCACACAGGCUUCACUGCUGAGCAGCAUCUCCCUUCGUGCUUUGCCACUUAGUUUGUAAAGCUACCAGACUGUAGAUGGUGGUUACGAUUUGUUGAAUAAUAUAGAAUGUCCUCCCAUUUUAUUGCUAAUUAAACCGGUCUCUAGACACCCAGCACCAGAAUGGAAAAUGAUCACUUUCUGCAAGUGAUAAAUGGUUAGACUGGCAAUGUAUUUCUACAUUCCAGACCCUUUUCGAUGAUGGGGUAUCUCUCCAUAAUAAUGUUAUCAUUUUAUGGCAUUGUUCUCUGAAAGUAGUGAAACAAAAUGUCCCAUUUUCCGCAUAUCUCCCUCUGAAGCCAUUUGUCUCCUUCCUCUCCUGCUAUAGGGAGUACUUUGGCUAAAUCUAGAGCACAUUGCUUUAGGAGAUGUGGUACUUGUAUUUUAAGCCCCAUGUUACAAUAGGGUCAUUUUGCCGUGCUCUAUUUGUGACAUGUGCACCCUUUUAAACCUUGCAUAAUGUCUGGACUUAGUGUAGUAAGUGGAAGUCUAGGAACUGUCAGCAAGGCUGCAGUGAGAAAUGGAUCAAAAUGGGACGGCUUACUGCUGGAAAAUAACUAGUACACAGAUACAACCACUGAAUUGAUGUCUUCUUGGGUGCUUUGAGUAAAUACACAGCUCAUUUUAGUCUUCCUUUGCUCAAACACAAGUAGAAAAGCCUGGCAAGUGAUGUUUAAUACCCAAUCCCAUGUUCGCUAUCUCUGGUUUAACUUUGUCUGUCUGAUUUAUCAAUCCCUCCUGUAAUUGCAGACCGCAACCCACCAAAGUCUCUGUUUGUGUGGUGUCUGUCUGCAUUUUCAGUGCAAUAACAAAUAGUAUUUUACUUUUCCUGAUUAAAUUAUAUGCCAAAUGAUUUUUAAUUGUGACAAGUUAAAGCCAUUUGAAGAAUUAUUCUGUUAAAGGUGCAGAUGAUGAAUCCCUUUCACAACUCUAAGACUUGCGUGUUAAUUCCAGCAAUGCAGCACGGCUGCUUUGACAAAUAUCGGGGUAAAAAGUGAGUACAGGUGCAGGAAUCAGCAGCUGGGCUAGAGUCCGUAUGUUCUGGUCGAUGACGCCGCUUGUGAGCGGUUUCUACCGAUGCUGUAAUCAAUGUGGAGAAUGUGCAUGUAAUCUAUGAAUUCACAUUUUAGUUAUGGAAUUAAUUAUAUUGAAACCGUAUGUUAAAUUAUGCUUAUUGAAAAUUCUGAUAAAGAAACUGACCUUUUAUUCUUUUUAUAUGCUUAGCCAUAUUCGUACAAUUUUAGCAAUGUAACUAUUCUGUUGCAAUAUUGUGAACAAUUUAACGCAGACCAGUGAUACCUCUCCACUCUGCAGCAGUGGUUUCAAUAGGCGUCCACCUGGUUCCCCUCCUAAUAAAGGGCAUCAAAACACGAUUUUAUUGUUACAAAAGCUGUAAGCCACAGGUUCAAAAACAUGAAACGUUGGGGUAACUGUCGACAUUUAGAGUAAACCAGAUACAUGACACUAAAGAACCUCCUUUAUUUUUGAAGGAGUCUAUGAAUUUGACCAUCUUUUUCCUAAUCUCUAGGUAGUAAUAGCUUGCUCCGAAUAUGGGAAACUGUGAUGGUUAACAAUCUACUGUUCAGCCCAUGUUUGGGUCACUGCUAAAAUAAUCAAACACAGACUAGGACUGAUGGGUCAUGGAAGUGGUAUCAAGAGAGUGGGCAGAUUUUCCCAUGGAGAUAAAAGAAUUGUGGCAAGGUUAUUUGCUCAUAGGACCAACUGCAGCUUUAAAUGCCCCAAGCAUUUAGUUUGUGUGUAUGUAUAGGGGUUAUUUUUAUUUGUUUUAUUAUUUUCUGCUUCUCCUCUAUUGAUUUUCUGUAACUACCACCUUCAGUCUAAUUCGAUCUAUUUGUAUGGGCAGUUUUGCAAAUCACAUUACUGCUGCAAUUCCUAGUGCUCUAAAGGGGUGUUGUUAGUAUUCUAUUCUGCUGCUGCAAGACAUUAACACACAUUAAUGAAAUCGCAUUUCAGUUGUCGGACCUUCGCUGCAGAGAGGGAUCAGUACAUUUCUGGUAUUAUUUGAAAUGUGUAUAACCUGAAUGUCAGUUAAAAUACGUUACUCACUGUCUAUUUUAAUAAAAGAAAAUAAUGAAUUAUGUGUUCUGAAGAAUUUUAAAAAAGGGGGGGGGGGAAGGGGGGGAGGCUUUCUAAUAAAUAUGGCUGUAUUGUGAUAGUUUAUGUAUUCUGUGCCAUACAAACAAGUGAGGUGGGUUUUAACUGACAUAAGGGUAGUUUCUUUGAAAUGGCACUUCUGAAGAAAAAAAAUAAUAAUUAGUAUUUGCUUCUGUUUUUUGGUCUUGUGAAUCAUGUACAAAUGUAAACAUUCUUGUUAAUUUGUCCAUUUCUUUCCCUGCACUUUUGUUACAUCUGGGAUACAGUCUAACUCAUCUGAUUUAAUAUGCAUUUUAAAAAAUGCCAUAAACUAUUAAAACACCUUGUUUACAGACAGAUGAAAUUAAAUUUAUUCCAACCAAAA